This is a messenger RNA of Pungitius pungitius (ninespine stickleback), 3167 nucleotides long. It is a transcript of the gene abhd17c, whose product is annotated as abhydrolase domain containing 17C, depalmitoylase. Gene Ontology annotation, cellular component: plasma membrane; endosome membrane. The transcript is spliced from 3 exons. Bases 348 to 1232 code for a protein of 294 amino acids. NCBI's taxonomy places the organism in Eukaryota, Metazoa, Chordata, Actinopteri, Perciformes, Gasterosteidae. The record is from RefSeq and is a predicted model, not a curated record. Gene Ontology annotation, biological process: protein depalmitoylation; regulation of postsynapse organization. Gene Ontology annotation, molecular function: palmitoyl-(protein) hydrolase activity.
UACCGGAAGACCAGCUCGUCUCCAUUCUUGAGAAAUGGACGUUCUCAUUCCUACACUAAAUUAGCAACAAAUCUGGACGUGUAAAGUGGGGUGUUUCGAUUUCAUUAACGUUCAAGUUACGAACUGUGGAGUUACGUUUAAGUGACUCUAAUCUUCAUUAGGUCUUAGAUCAGUUGUUACCUGACUAGCUAACCUUAAGUUAACUACCGGGCAGCCCACUAGUGUGUUAGCCGGCGAGCCAUCGCUCAUUCAACACUGUCCGGUAGGGUCUGUGGAUGGGGAAAAAUAGCACCUGAUAUCUGAAGAAAACUAAUUUUAAAUCCUUUGGGUCGCCCCGUGCCCGUCACAUGCCCGAACCAGGCCCCAGGAUGAAUGGCUUUUCUCUUGGUGAACUGUGCUGGCUCUUCUGCUGUCCGCCCUGCCCCAGUCGCAUCGCGGCCAAGCUAGCUUUCCUCCCACCGGAGCCCACGUACUCCAUGCACACUGAUGCUAAUGGGGUAACUAGCUUACAUUUAAGUGAACGGGCGGACUGGCAGUACUCUCAACGAGAGCUCGAUGCAGUGGAAGUGUUCAGCACAAGGAGCAGCCGGGGUAACCAGGUCGGCUGUAUGUUUGUGCGUUGCGCCCCGAACAGUCGCUACACGCUGCUGUUCUCCCACGGUAACGCCGUGGACCUGGGCCAGAUGUGCAGCUUUUACAUCGGCCUGGGCUCCAGGAUCAACUGCAACGUGUUUUCCUACGACUACUCGGGCUACGGAGCCAGCACCGGCAAGCCGUCCGAGAAGAACCUGUAUGCGGACAUCGAGGCGGCCUGGCAGGUCCUGAGGAACAAGUACGGCGUCACACCUGAGAACACCAUCCUUUAUGGUCAGAGCAUCGGCACCGUGCCCACCAUCGACCUGGCUGCUCGCCACGAAUGUGCUGCUGUCAUCCUCCACUCACCACUCAUGUCCGGCCUUCGAGUGGCCUUCCCUGACACGCGCAAGACUUACUGCUUUGAUGCCUUCCCCAGCAUUGACAAGGUUUCCAAGGUGGCGUCCCCUGUACUGGUGAUCCACGGUACGGAAGACGAGGUGAUCGACUUCUCUCACGGCCUGGCCAUGUACGAGCGAUGCCCCCGCGCCGUUGAGCCACUGUGGGUGGAGGGAGCAGGCCACAACGACAUUGAGCUUUACGCCCAGUACCUGGAGAGACUGAAGCAGUUCAUCUCCUUUGAGCUCCCCAGCUCCUGAGGGGGAGCAGCACUCGGGCCUGGGUUCAUCUUACCACACUGAAGAAGCCGCUUCCUUCCCAUCCCUCACCUCCUUCUCUCAGCAUAGGGGCAGGUACUGAGCUGAUCACUUGGUUCUCCCCUGAUCUCUGCGCCAUUUCUGGGUAGGAAUGUGCAGUAGACUGGAAGAGGUCCAUGAGAGUCUGUGUAGUACUGACUGCUGCUCAAACAUGUGGCCACGCGUCAAUGAUCCCAGGCCGAGCCCAUGUUUGCAACUCCUGGUCUCUUUCCGUUCCUCUACUUACUCCAUCAUGUUCUUUGUUCCCCCCAGCGUCGCGUUUCACUGAGUCGUUACAGUGUUCAACUUGAUUUUUUAAUUCUUUUAUACCAGAUGAUGAUGAUUUAAUUUUGCACCUUGAAAUACGAAUUAAGUUUUAUACUUUGUAUUUUUUAUUUACUAUUCAGGGUUUUACCGAACAAUUGCACUUUUAUUGUGCAGAUAUAUCCAGGUAAUUUUGUCUUCGGAAUGUUAUUGUUAAUACUUAUUUUUGUUUAUUUAUCUGCAUUCCAGGUAAAACUUUUUUCAGUUGCCUGUGUUUUAAAAAAAGAGUGCACAGCUGCACGUCUGGCCUUUCUUGUGGCCUUGUGGUCCUGUAGUCCUUAAGCAUGCUUCUCUCUCAUACAGGAAGACAAGAACACCAAGCCUCAUUGAGAAAAACCCCAUUUAAAACCCCUCCAUCAUUGGCACCCAAACAAAAACAUUAUUGAAGUCCUUAAAUACUUUAGAGGCCUGGAGCAGUCGGCAUUUCAACCCAGAGGCUGCAGUAAAGUACAACAGGUCUUUGAAGUUGCAGAAUAUGCACACUGUGACAUUUCAGCACCUGGUAAAGCCAUCUAUGAAUAAGUAAUAUCACUACAUGACCCACAGUCUAAUUCCAUGUACGAAUCAAAUCCUCAGCUUUCCUCAGUAAGAGAGAGCAGCAGGUGUUGGGGCUGUACUCUAGUAAACUCAUACGAUGGGACAAACCGAAACGCCCUCGGCUCGGUGCUGGAGACGGUUCCAUGCCGUUGUAACUCCUUUGACACUACAAAUAAAGCCUUAUGUCCAUACACAUUUCACCGACUGCAGGUCUUUGUGGACUUUGGUGGAGCUGAUUACUGCUGCUACUCAUCAGAUAAAUCAGUCAGUGAACACUGUGAAAGGCGGCAGUUACGGAUCCUGACCGCUGUCCUCUCCUUAGUCAGCCUGCAGGAGGAGAGGCUCCAAAGACCUGUGAAAGAAUUACAGUGGCUGCGCACAUUUAAACUUGUAUCCAUUCAUUUGUCGAUCUAACCUGUGACAAGUGAAACCUAAAAAGUUAAUCAUUAACAAAACAGACCUUGUGAAGUGAAUAUGAUCUGUGUUCGAGGAUCUUAAGAUUUGCCUAGUGAUUAGUGAUGAUCACGUGAUCAAUUGUGUAUUGCUGUGAAGAGGUUUGUCCGUUAAAAAUUCAGUGUCUUGUCAUUCUAACUAAUGUUGGGCUGUUUUUUUGCUGUUAAAGAGCCCCAUCUCCAGUAUAUUUCUUCAAGCUCUUUUUUAGAGAAAUGAAGAUUCUGCUUUUAUGCCGAUUAUUAUUUUCAUACUGACAUUUUUAUGAGGUUUUCCAGUCUAAAUGUUAGAUUUACACGGUUUCUGAAGCUAGUUUGUAUAAUAAGCCUCUGUAAUGGUAUAUUUAAUUAUCUUCUCUAUAGAUAUUAGCCCUCACAAAGGGGGGGUUGAGUAUCAUUGCUUUAACACUUGAAUCCCAUUAUGCACAUGAAGGGCAGACAAAGCCACUAGAGUCUGAUUUUGGUAAUGUGUAAAACUUGAUAUAAGCCUUAAAAAGUGCCGAGAAAGUGAUUCAUUUGGUAGUUGAAAGAAGGCAGCAAAAUGAAUGUUGUUAUGCUCAAAAUGGAAUAAAGGAUGCAUGAAACCUGA